Molecule: messenger RNA, 1071 nt
Organism: Balaenoptera acutorostrata (minke whale)
Lineage: Eukaryota; Metazoa; Chordata; Mammalia; Artiodactyla; Balaenopteridae
Exons: 6
Coding region: 1-1071 (356 amino acids)
Source: RefSeq, a predicted model, not a curated record
AUGCUAGGCUUCCAACUCCCUGCCUCGGCUUGGACGGGCUCGUGUAAAGCUACUUUCCAAAGAAAGCAGGAGAACAUCUCGUGUGAAGAAGGCGUGGAGCGGCUGGAGUUGGCCCCCAUCUGGUGGAGGACCAGUUUCCACUUCGGGCCGGGCCGGGCCGGGCCUGCCGCCCCAGGCUCCCCCGGAAUGAAUCCCAUCUGCGGUGCUGCUGCUGGCCGGGCCCCUCCCCCCCCCCCCCCCCAUCAGGGCAUCCGGGAAACAGGCGCGGGAACAGGUGGGCCAAGGCCAGCUGCAGACUCGGCCCCAGAGGGCCCAGCCACGUCCAAGAGCAAACAAGGCGUAAGAGGAGACACCGAGGAGCAUUCCAAGGUGCUGAGACCCACCCAGGUGUCAGGGUCCCCCUCCUGUCAGUCCGUGGAAGUCCCUUCUCCCGUCCCCUACGGCCUCCUCGAGGCCCAGCCGAGGGCAGUGCAAGAGCCCCACCUGAGCCCAGAUCCGUGCUCCCGGGAGGCGCCCAGCUGGGCCCCGGCGUCCCCGGAGGCGGACAGGGCACCUCGUUCACGGCCCCCUCCCGAGGAGGAUCCACAGUGCAGCGCCGCCCCUGCCCCACCCCCUGUGGUGACUGCCGCCUGCAUCAUCCCCGUCCCGGGCCUGGAACUGAGUAGCAGGGGGGAGCGAUUCACCCUGAGGCCGCCCCCGAGGCAGGAUCUGCAGUCCAGCCCCCGCUCCGGGCCGGACGCGCUGCCCACCGUGGCCUGGCUGGAGGGACCGGACAGCCCACCAAGGCAGCGAGUGGCGGGGGACACGGGGGUUGAGGGGGGCGAGUGUGCGUCCACCACCCUGCCAGGCUCACGGGAGCGGCCCUGUCUGCCCAGGAUGCUCGUCGGAAAGCCCACCGCACCUCCCCCGCCCCAGGCGUUUCCCGAUGGACCAGAAACAGCUGGCCUCCUGCACCUGCCCAGGGCGGGCGUGGCAGCCUGUCCCCCGGUGCCUGUGGCCCUGGCACCCAGCACGGUGCCUGGCAGCUGCUCACAAGGCCACAGGGACCGUGGCCGGGAUUGCAAGGGUUGA